This is a messenger RNA of Engraulis encrasicolus (European anchovy), 783 nucleotides long. RefSeq lists its product as uncharacterized. The transcript is spliced from 7 exons. NCBI's taxonomy places the organism in Eukaryota, Metazoa, Chordata, Actinopteri, Clupeiformes, Engraulidae. The record is from RefSeq and is a predicted model, not a curated record. The coding region runs from base 1 to 783 and encodes 260 amino acids. Gene Ontology annotation, molecular function: heme binding. Gene Ontology annotation, cellular component: cytoplasm.
AUGACGUUGCCAGAGCUGCUAGGCCUCUGUGUCCUGUGUCUGGUCCCGGUGGCUUCUCGAGAGGCUCCCUCGUUUUGCCAUGAGGCAGACUGCCCAGAGUACACCGUCAUCCACACCUACCCGGAUUUUGAAGAGCGCCUCUACAAGCCAUCUCAUUGGCUGACUGUGGACAUCCCCGAAGUCAACAUGGAGCCCGUGAUCAACGCCAAUGGAGAGAUUAUUGUAAUAUCUGACCUGAAGAGGGCAUUCUUCACCCUCUAUGACUACACCAAGGGGGAAAAUGAAGAGAAGGCGGAGGUCGAGCUGCCCUGGCCGUCUAUCGUCCAGGUGGAGGAGGAGGGGGAUGAGAGGCACGGCUCUGCGUCCCGGCUUGUACCCCCUGGUACACACCUGCCCAAGGCCAACGCUGACACCAUCGAGGAGACACACCUGCCAGCCAUCAGGGUGUAUGUCAGGAGUUUCAUUGGGGGGGAAUCGGACGUCGGCUAUGAGGAACUGUCCAAACUCCGGGCGUCUGUGACAGCUAUGGGGAAGAACUUUGUGCCACACAGGUUCGUGGCAGCAAGUUACGACCGUCCUUGGGACCUCAUCAACCGCCGAAGCGAAAUGUGCAUUGGGGGCUCAGUUCCUCUUGUAGGGAGUGUGGUGUGCAGCUCGGUGAUAUGUGGUGUAGUGGUUCUGGAGGCGUGGGUCACAGGUCGGGGUGUAGUGGUUCUGGUGGGUCGGGUCGCGGGCCGGGUCGGGUGGGUUCUGGCCGCCAUGCCGUACGUGGACCCCAUCUGA